AUGCUCUUGGGGGACUUUAUCUGCCAGCGCCUGAUCCAGCUAGGCACAACACAUGUAUUCGGCCUUCCGGGCGACUACAACAUGCAGCUCCUCGACCACAUCGAGGACACCAAGGACCUGGAAUGGGUUGGCUGCGCCAACGAGCUCAAUGCGUCGUACGCCGCAGACGGCUAUGCGCGGACAACCGCUCGCCCCGCUGCGCUGGUCACCACGUUUGGUGUCGGUGAGCUGUCGGCGCUCAACGGUAUCGCUGGCUCGUUCGCCGAGCAGCUGCCCGUGAUCCACAUUGUCGGUAUGCCCAAGUCGCAGCAGCAGAUGUCGCACCUGUGGGUGCACCACACGCUGGGCGGCUACCUGUUCGACGCGUACAUGAAGAUGUCGCAGCAUGUCUCCUGCGACACGGCGGUGAUCGGCUGGACGAAGCGCGACCUGCAGAACGCCGCGCCGACGAUCGACCGUGUGCUCACUUCGAUGGUGACGACACGCCGCCCCGUGUACCUGGGCAUUCCCGUCGACCUGUUCGACAUGGACGUGCCGACGGAGGAGCUGGAGCGCCCGAUCGAGGCCGUGCGUGAGCCGUACGACCGCGACGCGCUCGAGUACGUGGUCGACGUGGCUGUGCGUCACAUGGAGCAGUCGGAGCGCCCGCUCGUCAUUGUCGAUGGAUGCGUGAUGCGUUUCGGUGCGGUCAAGGUCGUGUACGACUUCUUGAAGCGCACGGGCCUGCCCGUCGUGGUCGCCCCGAUGGGCAAGAGCUUCUUCCCCGAGGACGACGAGCAGUACCUGGGCGUGUACGUCGGCACCAAGUCCAAGCCGGGCGUGCUGGAAGUCGCGCGCACGAGGGACAUGGUGCUGCUGCUCGGCAGCUUUAUGAGCGACAUGAACACGGGCGGCUUUAGCUACAGCACCCCGACGUGCCACACGAUGAACGUGCACCACGGCUCGACCGAUAUCGGCUACUCGCACUACGACAAGCUCGGCUUCUUCGAGGUGCUCCCGGCGCUCGCCGACAGGCUCGAAGGCCAGCGCGAGGCGCGUCUCGCGCACGCGCGGGAGAUGGCGAAGAUUGCGCACGAGCCGCCGGCGCCCACCGAGUCGUUCCCGACGCUCGUCACGCACAACUACUUGUGGCACCGCCUCGGCGCCUUCCUGCGCCCGGGUGACCACCUCAUCGCAGAGAUGGGCUCGAGCUGCUUUGGCGCGGUCGACACGGUCCUGCCGAAGGACGUGCACUACCACCAGCAGAUGCUCUACGGCUCGAUCGGCUGGAGCGUCGGCGCCUUGCUCGGUAUCGCGGUCGGCGCGCGUGUGCUGAACCACGGUCGUGUGAUCCUGUUCGUGGGCGACGGUAGCCUGCUCCUCACGAUGCAGGAGAUCUCGACGGUCAUCAAGCUCGGCCUUACGCCGAUCAUUUUCGUCAUCAACAACGACGGCUACGAGAUCGAGCGUAUCAUCCACGGUCCCGAGCGCAGCUACAACAACAUUGCACCGAUCGAUCACAGCCUGCUCCUCGACUUUAUGGGCUCAUCGCGCAGCCGCCGCUCGCUGCUGGACUCGUACGAGACGGGCCAAAUCGCCAAGGAGCGCGACGAGAGUCAUGCGCACGAACCGCUGCCAUCGCGCAAGCGCUACCAUGCGGUGUACACGCGCGAUGAGUUCGAUGCGCUGCUGAACAACGCCGAGUUUGCGGAAGCGAAGGAGAUCCAGCUCGUCGAGCUCUUCUGCCUCCGCGGCGAUGCGCCAGAGCUGCUGGGGCGCACCGUGCACAGCGAGUCGAAUUAG
This is a messenger RNA of Malassezia sympodialis ATCC 42132, 1782 nucleotides long. RefSeq names its product alpha-keto acid decarboxylase family protein. The record is from RefSeq and is a predicted model, not a curated record. Gene Ontology annotation, molecular function: thiamine pyrophosphate binding; pyruvate decarboxylase activity; magnesium ion binding. Gene Ontology annotation, cellular component: cytosol; nucleus. Lineage: Eukaryota; Fungi; Basidiomycota; Malasseziomycetes; Malasseziales; Malasseziaceae.